ACCUCCCAAAGUGACCAGCACGUUGACAGAUUCGAACGGAAAUUGGCUAGAAAAGCAGUCAUCAAUAUGCGUGGAUUUAUGAUCUUGGCUGUCUUGGCAGUGGCACGUGCCGAUGUGGGUGGCUACAAUUAUGGAGCAGGCAUUGGUGGCUCCAGCACUGGAGGUUCUCUCUCCGGUGGCUCUAUCUCUGGAGGUUCUAUCUCUGGAGGUUCUAUCUCUGGAGGUUCUAUCUCUGGAGGCUCCAUCUCAGGAGGCUCCAUCUCCGGAGGCUCCCUCUCCGGCGGCUCCCUAACCAGCGGAUCCUACUCCAACGAUUAUGCCCCCGUCAACACAGAGUUCAACAAGGAAUUCUUCACCUACACCGCUCCUGAAGCCGAUUUUGAGGACAACAAGAGCGUCAGCGACCUGGCUGCCUCUUUGAAGAAGAACCUGCGAGUGGUCUUCAUUCGUGCUCCAGAGAACAAGGGUCUGGAGAACGCCGCUUUAGCCCUGGCCAAGCAGGCUGCCGAGCAGCAGACCGCCAUCUAUGUCCUCACCAAGCAGGGUGACCUCUCUAGCCUGGCCAACCAACUGCAAAACCUGAACCAUGUAAGCGCUAGCAAGCCGGAGGUGCACUUUGUCAAGUACCGCACUCAGGAGGAUGCCCUCAAUGCGCAGCGCACCAUUCAGCAGGAGUACGAGCGUCUGGGUGGAUCCUCCACCUCUCACAAUGGAGGCGUGGCUCCUGUCCUGGACUUUGCCACCAAGCAGCAGGUGCAGCACCACCAUCAGCAGCAGCAGCAGCAGCAACAGGUGCAGCUGAUCGAUGAGCGUAGGGCUAGCAUCAGUUCCUCAUCCGCUGGAGUUGUCUCCGCCGAGCUGGAGGCACCCUCCGCUGGCUACAUCCCUCCUGCCGCUGCUGCCCCCAGCUCCACCUACCUGCCCGUGAACAAGGUCAAGUAG
Molecule: messenger RNA, 942 nt
Organism: Drosophila kikkawai
Lineage: Eukaryota; Metazoa; Arthropoda; Insecta; Diptera; Drosophilidae
Gene: Tb
Product: Tubby
Source: RefSeq, a predicted model, not a curated record